UUUAACUUUCUACCUAAUUCACAUUUCAGCAUUUACGGAUGACAUUGUUGUGUACUUUAGAAUAAAAAUUUGGCAAGAGCAUCCGGGCUUUACGCUGUUUACAUUGACCACGUGUUCUGUCGAUUAGAACUGGUGCGCGCUGCCGCCCUGACUUUGGCACGUGUCGCGGUCGGCAGCGCGCAUUAUCAAAAACAAGCGAGAAAUGCAGUGCGCGCGGGUUCUGCGUUUGUCUGGCGCACAGAUCUCUCUUGCCCACUGAUUGGUUAGACCCGUGAAGCCUAAAUCUGAUUGGUUGUCACGUCUGUGGAAGAGAAUGUCCUCAUAACAAACCCAUAUUUUCUUCAAUAUCGAUGAAAACGUUGAUGAGGAUGGUAAUCAAAACAAACUACUUUGUUGCUUUUUAGUUGUUGAACUUUCCUGUGAAAAGUAAGACCGUCUGCUUGCGUGGCCUGCAAAGUAGUUGUGAAUGAAAAGCAGAGAUAUUCAAAUGUUCGCGAGCGUGGCGCGACCCCCGUUGACGAGACCUCAUUCAACAAACCCGCAGAGCUGAAGAAAUUUGAAUAGCGAAGUCUAAACAAAGACAACAACGGCAUCUUGGACGGUCGUGACACAUGCGGGCAUCCUAGCAGCGCUCCUGAAUGAGAAACCCUGCAGUGGGGAGAACAGUUCAUCCACGUCCACCCAAAAGUGACCACGCCCUCUCAGCUUGCCCAUUUGAUAGUUCGCAAGCCUGUCAGGCGACGCCCCGCCUUCCCCGCUGACGUCAGCGUCACAAAGCACCAAGUCUAUCACAAACACAAAGAGUGCAACAAAGACGAGAGAAAUGUGGAGCUUAACCGACACAAAAAACUGUCAGAUAGGCUCAGUUUGAGGUCUCACGCGGUAUCCACAUCGAGACAAGACGGCAGAAACCAAAAAACAAAUCACAAAGCAUACCUUGAGGAAAAAAGAAACUGUUUCCUUACAUAAAAGCUAUGCCAAACUAAGCAUUGAGAUCCAGUUCAGGUGGUGGUAUUUUCUCCCGUGGUGUCUGUGUGGAGCGUGCCACACACCCACUCCACAACAACGACGGCUUUUGCUUGCAUCUUCCAGUGUUUCUUCUGUCAGCAAGUUCAGCGGAGCUGCAACUCGUCCAGCGCCAGCCCGGAGGAACCCAGCGAGGAGCCCCACGACUGUGAGAUGGUAAAGAUGACAAAGUCAAAGACUUUCCAGGCUUACCUGCCCAACUGUCACAGAACAUACAGCUGCAUCCACUGCCGGGCGCACCUCGCCAAUCACGAUGAGCUCAUCUCAAAGUCAUUCCAAGGGAGCCAGGGACGAGCCUACCUCUUUAAUUCAGUUGUAAAUGUGGGAUGCGGUCCAGCCGAGGAGAGAGUCCUCCUAACAGGUUUACACGCUGUGGCAGACAUCUACUGUGAAAACUGUAAAACCACUCUGGGCUGGAAAUAUGAACACGCUUUUGAGAGCAGCCAGAAAUACAAAGAAGGCAAGUUCAUCAUCGAGCUUGCUCACAUGAUCAAAGACAACGGUUGGGAGUGACUGUCACCUGCUUCCUCUCUGCUCAGUGACCUUCGGGCUACUCUGUCGUGGACUUUUCCGAGUGACACCGCACAUGUACAUGCACACAAACGAGAAACGCACAGACACGCAAACAGACCGACUGCGCACACACCGCACUGUCUACCUUGAAACAUCCAGACAUCCGUACCGGGUCAUGGUAAAACUCGAAGGCAGAGCGGACAGAGACAUCUGCGGUCACAAUGAGACUCUCUGGGACCUUUUCCUGAGAUGUACAAGUCAACAAUUUGGGAUUCAAAACUUGUUUUCUGUUGAACUCUCAGUUUCUGCCCCCUUAACUGGUUUUGGUGUGAUCGGCCCUCGUGUAACUGCUACUUCAUAAGCUGUCGACGGUAUCCAGACGACCCCGUCUCACUUGUUACUUACUUUAACUUACUCUUUGUGAAUAAGCGGGAAUGGUGAGGCGUGAGUUUGAGCGUUCGUGUUAUCCAAAAUCACAUGUUAACGGUUAGCAUUUUUCGUCUGUUCUGACUCGUCUUUUACGAUGGGGUAGCAACAGACACGAUUGACGUUACAGACUUUUUAGGGGGUUAGGCUAUGUAGCAGCAUCUCGGAUCCUAUUGGGUGGGAGGAAGGGAGAGGGAGGGCUUUGGGGCGUCGCAGUGGCAUGGCAGUUUGUAUUUACGACAUCCCUGUGUUUUCUGUCUCUUUCCAAAACGUUUUCUUCCUCGGAUGACUUCACUGUGCAAUUCAUGGGACACUCUGGUACAGCGGUAGCGUCUGACCCCUGCGGGAGCUUUAGUUGUCUCUGGUGCUUUUGGUGAGAUUUACAGAAACCUGCGUCUUUUAGCAUUGAGUUGGCAUUUGUGGCAGGUUCCAUUUUUGCGACCGUACUAUAAUAGACAAAAGAAUCGCCGUUUGGAUGUACUGGAAAAAGUCAAACCAGCGUCCUUUGGAGCAAGGUUUGCGUUACGUUUUCAUCCCCUUCACGCCAAAUGACGAGAUUUUACGGACUCUCUUAUUGUUAGUGCAAUCAUAUGUUCAUUGAUAUGUGUAAUUUAUGUUCAACCACCAUGUUAGCUCUGUUGUUUUAUUCGCAUUAUGUUCAUGGCAUACUUGAAUACAGUUAUGUUGUUUGCACUUUGCAGAGGCCUUGUUCAUGGGUUUAGAGGCAAACGUAUGUCCAUGUAUGGCCAUUUUCAUCGCUGGCUGAAUGUUUAAUCGUGGGAUUGGGUGAUUGCUGGCUUGAUCAUCUCCCUCUGGUUUUCAUAACGAAAAAGAAAGAAAUGACAAAUCGGCCUCAGAUUUUCAAUUCGGACACGUUUUCAUAAGAGAUGCUAUUCUUUUGCUGCUAACAGAGAUGCAUGCAAUCCAGACGCUUUCACUUUAUAACUGCACUUUACCGGACUGCCUGAGAUCACGCUAGCAGAUCUGCUCUUCAUUUUUUCGUGUAGCUAUCUAUCCGCAACGUUGCCUCUAAGCGACAUGAAUCUUGUGCCUCUACAAAAAAAAACCUGUCCUCUGUUGUAUGGUGCAUUAUUUUGAGAACCAGGCACAUCUGCUGGAAGCUGUCGGAGCUUCAGAUCGAUCUCAAAACAACAUGACCUAAGAAGAAAUAACCUCACUGAACCUCUAUCCACUCCAAAUUCUAUCCGCUGGGCGAAAUGUAAUCCAGUAUUUUUCAUACUUAAAGUUAGAGACGUUACGAAUGGGUGGUUGUAUUUUGCGAAGAGGGGCAGGGUUUUUAGAGGGGGAGGGGAGGGAGCUUGCUUCCUGUAGAGGUAAAGAGGGUCAUUUAAUGUAGAUUUUUAUUGAAUAUAUAUAUAUAUAUUGAAUCGUAUUGAGGUUUUGUUGUGUUUGGGGCGGGUGGAUAAUAUAACGUGUGGCGUUCAUUCUCCAAUAAAGGUCAGUCAGGUCACAUGACCCUUGAAUAAGUCAAAGACAAUGCAGACAAAUUAGUUGUAGAAAUAUCUUACUUGAAAGAAGAGACAGAGUUACAAUACAUUGUCCCGCAGUUUUGUAUAUAAAGUGACAUAUUUAAGGUUUUAUACAUAUUUCUACUGGGUUAGUUUCUCUACUUCCCCGACUUGAAGCACUUUUGUUCACUGUACCUCUGGCUUUACUUGUGUGUGUGUGUGAAUGAGAAGAGUGUGUUUGUGUGGAUGCAUGCGUGUGCUCAUUGUUUAUUUGUAGACGUUUUUGCUGUCGUUCACUAGUUCCUGCGUGCCGUUUCCUUUCAACACUUUUUUUUGUGUUAGACAUGCGCUCUCUUAGCUUGACGAUAGUGAGCUUUGUGUUAUCUUUUUUAAACAUUGAUUUUCGUCCCGGUAAGAGUUUAAUAGCCGACGUGUUGUAGGAUCGUGCUCAGCGGUGAGCUGGAUUCACCUGCCUAAAUUACAAUAUAUACGUAGACCCAGAGCAUUUUACAAAGACUUUCCGGAUCGAGACGGAGGCCAGUGUCACUUUUAAUGUGCACCUAAAACGGACACAGCUGAGCCGAAAGCUUUGUCUUUAAUGAAAAGUAUCAGUUUUACAGGAAAUAUAAUCAAACCAAAAAGCAAGUUCGUGGCCUCUCCGACUACCUAGUGGAUUUUUUUUUUAAAUGAUGUGUUUUGAUCUUUAACGGCAACAUUGAGGGAUUCCUUUUUUAUAUUGGCUGUUAAGGAUUUUUUUUACUGGCCUUUAUUGCAGUUAAGAUUGGUGACACUGGUUUUAAACCUUAAAUCUACCAGAUUUGUCAUUCAUUUGAAGAGUUAUGCAAAAGAAACGAUUGUAUGUUUUGAAAGUUGUUUUUAUUAAGACUGUUAAAAUAUGGUCUAAAGCAUGAUGUAUUUAUAAUGGCUAUUUUAAGAUGUGCCUGGUUUCUUUUUUUAAGCAAAAAUGCUUUUUUUCUUUGCAUUUGAUUAAAUCGCUUGCUUUUUGUCCUAAUAAAGAAAAGUCACAUUUGUCUGUUCUCACUGUAUAGGAAACGAUCACAAUAAAGCUUCAAUGGUAUUUUGAUUUUGAUGGAUUGUUUCUGUCUAAUGACUGUUGGAUAUUAGGCUGUCGGUUAUGUCACAUCUUUUGUGUUAAGUGUUAUGGGUUUAGUUUUGAAAUAAAUUUUAGUUUAAAGUGAUAGUUCACCCAAAAAUAAAAAUGAUGUGAUCAUUUA
This is a messenger RNA of Triplophysa dalaica, 4669 nucleotides long. RefSeq names its product yippee-like 1 (gene ypel1). The transcript is spliced from 7 exons. Lineage: Eukaryota; Metazoa; Chordata; Actinopteri; Cypriniformes; Nemacheilidae. The record is from RefSeq and is a predicted model, not a curated record. Bases 1180 to 1539 code for a protein of 119 amino acids.